Staurois parvus is the source of this 315-nucleotide messenger RNA. Lineage: Eukaryota; Metazoa; Chordata; Amphibia; Anura; Ranidae. The record is from the annotation of a GenBank genome assembly.
GCCACCUGUCAGUGUCCAUCAGUGCCAGCUCUCAGUGCUCAUCCAUGCCACCUGAAAGUGCCCAUCAAUGCCACAUCAAUGCCACAUAUCAGUGCCUACCAGUGCCCAUCUGAGCUGCCUUUCAGUGUCACCCGUCAGUGCCACCUAUCAAUGCCAAUCAGUGCCACCUAUCAGUGCCAGUCAGUGCUGCCUAUCAGUGCCAGUCAGUGCCGUCUAUCAGUGUGCAUCAGUGCCACCUAUCAGUGCCCGUCACCAGUGCCACCUAACAGUGCCAGUCAGUGUCACCUAACAGUGCCAGUCAUUGCCGCCUAUCAG